This is a messenger RNA of Heterobilharzia americana, 1305 nucleotides long. The record is from the annotation of a GenBank genome assembly. NCBI's taxonomy places the organism in Eukaryota, Metazoa, Platyhelminthes, Trematoda, Strigeidida, Schistosomatidae.
AUGGUGCGUAUAUGGGUUUUCUUUGCGUUGCUGGUGUCACCCUUCGUAGCAUGUAAUGAAAGGCAGCCGAAAAAUCUACUUGUGCUUUUGGAAAAUGUUUACCUGAAGGAGACUCAUUCUACCUUUUUAAAUAUGUUGACAAACAGAGGUUAUAAUUUGACUACGAAACUUGCUGAUGAUCCAACCCUCUCACUCAAAUACUUGGGUGAGUAUGUUUACUCUGGAUUGGUGGUUCUAGCUCCAUCAGUUAGUGAAUUUGGUGGUUCAAUAAACGUGAACCAAAUAAUUAAUUUCGUCGACGAUGGAGGCAACUUAGUUGUGGUUGCUGGCCCUGGUGUUGGUGAGUCUAUUCGAGAGUUGGGCAGUGACUGUGGAGUGGAGUUUGAUGAAGAGAACACCUUUGUUAUUGACCAUUUUAAUUAUGACAAGAGAGAUGAUGGUUUGCACUCGCUGGUCAACGUUCCUGUCAAUAAUCUUAUCAAGAACAGUGUAAUGACUGGUGGGGAAGUUGAUGCUCCAUUUUUGUAUCGUGGUGUGGGAAUUUCAGCCGACCCAACCAAUCCGUUACUAAUUGGUGUUUUGCAUGGGUCAAAAACAUCCUACAGUUAUAACCCACACAAACCAGUAACAGACUACCCGAAUACUGUCGGAACAAACACUCAACUGAUAACAGCACUGCAAGCGAGGAAUAACGCCCGUGCUCUGUUUAUUGGUUCACUAGACUUUUUAUCAAAUUCGUUUUUCGAGUCUGUUGUUGAAACAGAAUCUAAGAAGAGCGUUGUUUCAGGCAACAGAAAGCUUACUGAUAAUUUGUUGCGGUGGGUUUUGGGUGAGCGUGGUCAGCUACGAUACACAUAUGUCAAACAUCACCGUUUGGGUGAGACUGAUCCACCGAGCCAAUAUACAAUUAUGGAUGACGUUGUUUACACCAUUAAGAUAGAAACAAAGGAUGAUAAUGGAAAGUGGAUUCCUUUUAAUGCGGAUGAUGUCCAAUUGGAGUUUGUGCGAAUCGAUCCAUUCAUCAGAAAAAAUAUGAAACACCAAGAUGGCGAAUACAAACUUGUUUUGAAGUUACCUGAUGUUUAUGGCGUAUUCAAAUUUGUAGUCGAUUAUUAUCGCGUUGGUUACACUCAUCUUUUAAGCGUUAUACAAGUUCCUGUUCGUCCAUUUACUCACACACAGUACGAAAGGUUUAUAGUGGCCGCUUAUCCUUAUUACACCAGCGCUAUAUCAAUGAUGGUUGGUUUGAUACUAUUCAGCUUUGUAUUCUUGUAUUACAAGGAUGAUAAAGAAAAAGGCGAAUAA